AUGGCAGGCCUGGCCAAGAGACCCCAGGCUGGCGUCUGGGCUGGCAGGCUGAUCCCAGGCCUCCCUGGACGCCUCACUGCCGGCCCCUACCCCGCAGGGAACUUUGGAGCCCUAGUGGGCAGUUCGGGCGAGACGGCAGAGCUGGGGCUGGCUAUGCAGCUGAUUCUGCUGCUGCUUCUGAUGUGGCCAGGCGCCCCAGCAGCCCCUGGCAUGGAGGACGCUGCCUUCCCCCACUUGGGGGAGAGCUCGCAGCCCCGGCCCCGGGCUUGCCCCCAGCGCUGCUCCUGCCCCCGUGCAGACACCGUGGACUGUGGCGGCCUGGACCUGCGAGUGUUCCCAAACAACAUCACCAGGGCUGCUCAGCACCUCUCUCUGCAGAACAACCAGCUCCAGGAGCUCCCCUACAACGAGCUGUCACGCCUCAGUGGUCUGCGGACCCUCAAUCUGCACAACAACCUCAUCUCCUCUGAGGGCCUACCAGACGAGGCCUUCGAGUCCCUCACCCAGCUGCAGCACAUCUAUGUUGCCCACAACAAGCUAUCGGUGGCCCCCCAGUUUCUGCCCCGCUCCCUCCGUGUUGCGGAUCUGGCCGCCAACCAAAUGACAGAGAUCUUCCCGCUCACCUUUGGGGAGAAGCCGGCGCUCAGGUUCGUGUACCUCCACAACAACCAGCUAAGCAAUGCAGGCCUGCCCCCCGACGCCUUCCGCGGCUCUGAGGCCAUUGCCACCCUCAGCCUCUCCAGCAACCAGCUCAGCUACCUGCCGACCAGCCUGCCGCCCUCGCUGGAGCGGCUCCACCUGCAGAACAACCUCAUCUCCAAGGUGCCUCGAGGAGCCCUGAGCCGCCAGACCCAGCUCCGUGAGCUCUACCUCCAGCACAACCGGCUGACCGACAGUGGCCUGGAUGCCACCACCUUCAGCAAGCUGUACAGCCUCGAGUACCUGGACCUGUCCCACAACCAGCUGGCCGAGGUGCCCGCUGGCCUGCCCCGGACCCUGGCCAUCCUGCAUCUGGGCCGCAACCGCAUCUGGCGGGUGGAGGCGGCCCGGCUGCAGGGGGCCCGGGGCCUGCGCUACCUGCUGCUGCAGCACAACGUGCUGAGGCGCACGGGGCUGCCCCCUGGGGCUCUGCGGCCACUGCGGCGCCUGCACACGCUGCACCUGUACGGCAACAGGCUGGACCGCGUGCCCCCGGAGCUGCCCCGCCGCCUGCGGGCCCUGGUGCUGCCCCACAACCAAGUGGCCGAACUGGGCGCUCGCGACCUGGCCGCCACGCGGGGCCUGGCUGAGCUCAACCUGGCCUACAACCGCCUGGUCAGUGCCCGCAUCCACCACCGGGCCUUCCGCCCACUGCAUGCCCUGCGCACCCUUGACCUGGCCGGCAACCAGCUGACCCGGCUGCCCACUGGCCUGCCCUCCAGCCUCCACGCCCUGCGGCUGCAGCGCAACCAGCUGCGGGCCCUUGAGCCUGAGCCAUUGGCCGGCCUGGAUCAGCUGCAGGAGUUCAACCUGGCCCACAACCGGCUCCGGGUCGGCGACAUCGGGCCCGGCACCUGGCACGAGCUGCAGGCCCUCAAGGUGCUGGACCUCAGCCACAACGAGCUGUCCUUCGUGCCGCCAGACCUGCCCGAAGCCCUGGAAGAGCUGCACCUGCAGGGCAACCGCAUCGGCCAUGUGGGCCCCGAGGCCUUCGCCAGCACACCCCGCCUGCGCGCCCUCUUCCUCAGGGCCAACAGGCUUCACAUGACGAGCAUUGCACCUGAGGCCUUCCUGGGCCUCCCACACCUCCGAGUGGUAGACACAGCUGGUAACCUGGAGCAGGUCCUCGUUCAGCUGCAGCCCACCGCCCCACGUCAACCACGGGUUGGCACCGCAGGGGACAACCCCAUGUCCGUGUCCCGAGAGCUGAUUGUCCGAUGA
Trichechus manatus latirostris (Florida manatee) is the source of this 1920-nucleotide messenger RNA. RefSeq names its product podocan like 1 (gene PODNL1). Lineage: Eukaryota; Metazoa; Chordata; Mammalia; Sirenia; Trichechidae. Gene Ontology annotation, molecular function: protein binding. Bases 1 to 1920 code for a protein of 639 amino acids. The transcript is spliced from 12 exons. The record is from RefSeq and is a predicted model, not a curated record.